Molecule: messenger RNA, 1887 nt
Organism: Neospora caninum
Lineage: Eukaryota; Apicomplexa; Conoidasida; Eucoccidiorida; Sarcocystidae
Exons: 7
Coding region: 1-1887 (628 amino acids)
Source: RefSeq, a predicted model, not a curated record
AUGGGAGCCCAAAGGCAGCUCGUGGCUGUCAUUGCGAUGUGCGGCGUCUGCGGUUCUGCCGGCUUCCCUCCCUACCCAGUGGCUCUCUUAGGGGAAGAUGGCGGUCGCCGGUGGCUACCACUUCACCAACAGGAAGAUCUGUCGCCGCCGCAUGCAAUUUCUUUCGUCCAAGGAACAGGAGGGAAGAUGGGGAUGAUUAGGAAUCUGCUCCAACGAGUCGGAAAUUUUUUUUCAAAGAAGAAGCUCGCCACAGAAUCGGAAACGAAAACAGCCAUCGAGUCCUAUGUCAAAGCGAAGGAGGGGCUGAACCUAGAAUGCUUACAGCACCUGCGCCUACCCCUGACUCAGACGGCCUUGGUAGGCCUUAACGGUGAUGAUGCGUUGUACAGGCCCCGUCACCGCGUACUUCCGCGGGUCGAUCUCUCUAUUCUGGACAGUAAAUAUGACUCUAUUUCUCCCCUCUUCAAGGAGAUGUUCGGAACAUCUUUCAGUUUGUCAGUUCACGGGAAAGAGAGGAUCGACGGUAUCGUCCAAAAGAAGCAGGUGCCGAAGCUACCCCAAACGAAGAGACGAAGAUUGUUGGUGACUCUUCUCGUCUACAUUCUGCUCGACAUGCGAAGCAUGCCGCAAAUUGAUCCACUGCUGUUGUCCCUCCUAAUGCGAAUGACGACAAGCAGCUGCGGCAAGCAGGAAAAGCGAAAAAUCAAAGUGAAUGCAAACGGCAAAACUAUCAAAGUGAAAGGAAUCCGCAUCAUGCUCGUCGCCUGGACCGAGCUUGUCAAAUCCAUGGUUCGAAUCGGAGGCUGUUCGUCCUCAUCUUCGGAUGCCAAUUGUGCCCUUUUAAUAGCUUAUAUCCAAUGGAAGGAUCGGGUGACUGAGCAACUGAAUAAGGUAUCUGUCUUACAGGAUCACAAAACAGAGGCUGGCUCUGAUGGUACCGAGAGUGCUGUCGACCGCACCGUAUCUGAUGAAGAGGUGCAAGUGUUGGUGGACAGAGUUCUCCAUCGCAUUGAAAACAACCUCCUUUUUGCGAAUACCAUGAUGAAGAUGAAAUUCAGGUGGUUGAUUAACUUUCUUGGGAAGCGCAAGUCGGUGCGGAAGAUGAUCCUGAAGUUUUCUGGAAAGCUAUCCAGUAAAUUAUUUGGAGUGAAGAUAUUGGGGGGGAAAGCUCAAAAGGAAGCUAUGGAGCUAAAAAUGAGUCCUGCUGCACGCUACGGCUUCACGUUAUUCUACGGUAUGCAAAAGGAAGGAGAAGUUCUGGGGUCAACAGGGCAAGAAGGUUUGUCAAAACUGAUGGGUCAGUUGGUACGCACUUUCCUGAAAAAAAUGUGGGGAUCAGACACAAGCGCGAAGGGCCCUCAAGGGCAGUCAUUGAUACAGAAAGCAGGCAAUGUGUCUACAGUGGUAGGCUUUAUGAAUGAGUUGCAGAACAAGCGAACGGCACCAGACGACAGCUGGAUUCUCAGUCAGCGACUGUCGUAUCCUUGCGGUGACAACCGAUUUGUAAGUCGGAUGAAAGGAUAUAUCCUGCCACAGAAAACCUCAGACUGUGAAGCAGCCAGUAUAUCUCUCAUUCAAACCGGAAAAAAUCUCUCGAGUAAGAUAUCUGUGGGAGUCUCCGGGGUCGCCGCUUUGAUCUUCGGUAUUUUGGGGGUGAUGUCUGGAGGGAUAUCCAUGCUGUUCCCUGCAUUGUUUAUCGUUGGUGGCCUCCUUCUCUGUUUGUUUACUGUCAUUACCUCGCUGAUGGACCUCGGGAUAGUUCCUACACGCCAAGACGGGGAAUCAGCGGGGCAAGGAGACAGGGAACCCUUACAGCAGGAGCCUUACACGUCCUAUGAGAAAGAAGAGGACGAUGAUGGGAAAUCGUCUGAUUACUGGGGUAGCUGA